Capsicum annuum is the source of this 2125-nucleotide messenger RNA. RefSeq names its product flavin-containing monooxygenase FMO GS-OX5. Gene Ontology annotation, molecular function: NADP binding; N,N-dimethylaniline monooxygenase activity; flavin adenine dinucleotide binding. The record is from RefSeq and is a predicted model, not a curated record. NCBI's taxonomy places the organism in Eukaryota, Viridiplantae, Streptophyta, Magnoliopsida, Solanales, Solanaceae. Bases 693 to 2000 code for a protein of 435 amino acids. The transcript has 9 exons.
ACCCCGUCUUUCAACUUCUUAUAGUAUUAAAGUUUUUAUAAUAAAUUGUGAAAACUACAAUAUAUUAUACUCCACUUGUUUUGAAUUCUUUUCUUUUUGUUGCUAAUUAAUUGCCUAUGGGAAUCAGAAAGAAAGAAAUUGAAGUAAUUAAUUGGCUAAUGACAAACUUGAAAGGCCACCCAAUCUCCAUCUCAUCUUAAAUUUUCUAAUUUAUUGUUCCAUUUUACUUAAUUUUUUUUAUAAAAUAAUUUUUUUCUCAUUAUAUCCUUAGUUUGAAACUAAUAACAAGACACAAUUAAGAGGAACAAAAUGAUAAAAUUAUAUUAUUAAUUAUUAUUUUCUUAAUAACUGUGUCAUUCUAAUUUGAAAUGGGUAAAGGAGAUUCAAGACCAGCAAGUCUAAGAGGCCAGCAUUUGCAUUUAUCUUUUUCCUCCUUAUUUUUAUUUUUAUUUUGACAUUUUUCUUCAUUUCUCAACAUAAUAAAACCCAGCUAAAGCUAGCAUUUCCCUCCCAAAUCAGCUUCACAUUUCAUGGUUCAUUGUCAAUUAUUGAAAGAAGCUCUGCCAGAAGUUAAUUAGAAGCUAUAAAUUUUUGAGGUGGCUACCAUAUUAUGUUAGAAUGAUUUUGUUUGAGCACAUAUAAAACAUUGAAGAAGAUAAGAAGGUGAAAAGUGAAGCUAACAGUCUCCUCCCAUGGCAAACUCCCGUAGAGUGGCAGUAAUUGGAGCAGGCGUAGCCGGUCUUGUAACAGCACGUGAGCUACGAAGAGAAGACCACCGAGUUGUAAUUUUCGAGAAAUCAAACCAACUCGGUGGUCAAUGGGUAUACAAUCCCCUAGUCGAGACUGAUCCACUCAGUCUCGACCCAAACAGAGAAAUUAUUCACAGCAGUCUUUACAAAUCCCUUCGAACAAAUCUACCUAAAGAAGUCAUGAGUUUUACUGAUUACUCAUUUGUCGAAAAGGCAGAAAAUAGAAAACGAGUCAAUUUUCCUGGACACAAAGAAGUGUUGAAGUUUUUGAAUGAGUUUGCUGAGGAUUACGGGAUUAUUGAGUCGAUUCGAUUCAAUUCGGAAGUUGUACGAGUUGAGCAGGUUGAGUUUGAGGGAAAUCGUUGGGUUGUUAGAUCGAAAACGGAUGAGUUUAGUUCAGAAGAACUGUUUGAUGCCGUAGUGAUUUGUAAUGGACAUCAUACAAUACCGAGAAUUGCAAAUAUUCCAGGUAUAAACAAUUGGCCUGGAAAACAAAUGCAUAGCCACAAUUAUCGAGUUCCUGAACCAUUUAUGAAUCAGAUUGUAGUAGUAAUUGGAGAUGGACCAAGUGGGCUUGAUAUUUGCCAAGACAUAGCCACUGUAGCCAAGCAAGUUCAUCUUUCAGCAAGAUCGUCUGAAGCUGAAGUUUCAAAAUUGGGCAAUUCUGCAAAUAUAUGGAACCAUUCAAAGAUUGACCAUGUUGAUGAAAGUGGUGUAGUUUCUUUCUUGGAUGGAUCAUCUAUUCAUGCUGAUAUCAUUCUUCACUGCACAGGGUACAAGUACGAUUUCCCAUUUCUUGAAACCAAUGGAAUAAUAAGUGUAGAUCAUGAGGACCGUGCUGUUGGACCACUAUACAAGCACGUCUUUCCUCCAAAGCUUUCUCCCUGCCUCUCCUUUGUUGGUAUACCUUAUCAGACAAUUGUGUUUCUCACGCAUGAAUUACAAGCCAAAUGGAUUGCACAAGUUUUGUCUGGAAAGGUGAUUUUACCAUCUGAGAAGAUGAUGUUAGUUGAUGUUGCGGAUCAUAACAGGCACCUUGAGGAAGACGGCAUCCCAAAACAUCACACCCAUUGCCUUCACCCUCACGAGCUGGAGUACAUGGACUGGAUAGCAGCUCAAGUGGGAAUGCCACCAGUUGGUGCUGAUCUGAAGGAAAUGUAUUGGAGUGUUUACAAAUGUGCUAGUGUAGUAGGGUAUGAUUGCUGCAGGGAUGUAUGGGACAUUGAGAAUUUUACUCAAUGGUCUUUUUAGUUAUCAAAAUUAGUGAUUUUUUGCAUGCAAGACCAAAUAAUAAAACAAAAAGACGUGAAUAAGUAUUAUGCUUUAACAUAAACUUUGUAUCAAAGUUUUGCAUCAACAAGAACUGAUUUUCCCUA